This is a messenger RNA of Gallus gallus (chicken), 4175 nucleotides long. RefSeq names its product Rab interacting lysosomal protein like 1 (gene RILPL1). The transcript has 8 exons. Bases 193 to 1341 code for a protein of 382 amino acids. Gene Ontology annotation, cellular component: cytoplasm; ciliary basal body. The record is from RefSeq and is a predicted model, not a curated record. Gene Ontology annotation, molecular function: protein dimerization activity. Gene Ontology annotation, biological process: cilium assembly. NCBI's taxonomy places the organism in Eukaryota, Metazoa, Chordata, Aves, Galliformes, Phasianidae.
GCCGCUCCCUUCCCGCCGCCCGGCUAAGUUGAAACCCCCGCCUCGCGAGUUGGCCGAGUUGCGCGGAGCCCCGGCCCCGCCGGGCAGCGCAGCGCUGUGCCGCGAGGCCCGGCCCGGCCCGGAGAGCGGCCCGCCGAGGGGAGCCGGGCGCUCCGCCGCCGCCUAUGAGGACGCCGCGGGGCCGGGAGAGCCAUGGACGGCGGCGGCGGAGGGGUGCCCCCCGCCCUGGAGAAGAACGCGGCGGAACUGACGGUGAUGGACGUGUACGACAUCGCCUCGGCUGUGGGGCAGGAGUUUGAGCGGGUGAUCGACCAGCACGGCUGCGAGGCCAUCGCCCGCCUGAUGCCCAAGGUGGUGCGGGUGCUGGAGAUCCUGGAGGUGCUGGUGAGCCGCAACCACAUCAACCCCGAGAUGGAGGAGCUGCGCCUGGAGCUCGAUCGGCUCCGCCUGGAGAGGAUGGACCGCAUCGAGAAGGAGCGCAAGCACCAGAAGGAGUUAGAACUGGUAGAGGAUGUCUGGAGAGGGGAAGCACAGGACCUUCUUACCCAAAUUGCACAGCUGCAGGAGGAGAACAAACAGUUGAUGACAAAUUUGUCUCACAAAGACAUUAAUUUCACAGAAGAGGAAUUUCAGAAGCAUGAAGGAAUGUCAGAGAGAGAACGGCAAGUCAUGAAGAAGCUGAAGGAAGUUGUAGAUAAACAGAGGGAUGAAAUCAGAGCAAAGGACCGAGAACUUGGACUUAAAAAUGAGGAUGUAGAGGCUCUUCAGCAGCAACAGAACAGGUUAAUGAAAAUUAACCAUGACCUGCGGCACCGCAUCACAGUUGUUGAGGCUCAGGGAAAGGCACUGAUUGAGCAGAAGGUGGAGUUGGAAGCAUAUCUGCAAACUAAGGAGCAGGAGAUGGGCACCCUACGAGCAGAGCUGGGGAAACUGAGGGAAAAACUGCAGGGUGAGGACAGCCAAAACGGGGAGGAAAUACAGACAGAACCAAACAAUGAUGACUGCCUCUCAGAGUCAGAAAAGUUGGCAAUGGACUUAAAAGAUCCAAAUCGUCCAAGAUUCACCUUGCAGGAGCUCCGAGAUGUCCUUCAUGAGAGGAAUGAAUUGAAAUCUAAAGUGUUUCUACUUCAAGAAGAGCUUUUAUAUUACAAAAGUGAGGAAACAGAAGAGGAAACUAGACCCCCUCAACCUACACCCAUAAUUCAAUCAAAACCCUCAACUCAGCCUGAAUCUGGAAUCAAACGACUGAUCUUUACAGCCAUAAUGCCCAUGGUAGCAGCUGGAUUGAUUCCAGAUGAUCCCACAUUGCAGCCAAUAAGAAGACUUGUGUCCCUUGUUUAGUUUCUUCUCUCGUGAUAAGAGACGUAUGCAGGCAUCACAGAAAAACGUCCAUUUCCAGGAUACUUUUCGUGAAUGGUCAAAUUCAAAUAAAGAUGACACCUACACAGAGCAAGGACAAGAAGCCCUGCAACACCUGUGACUAAAGGCCUGAGGUGCCCAGCUUCCUGCAGUACAUCUCGACAGCGUAGUAACAAGAAGCUUCUGUGAACAGAUCUGGCAGCUCACGGUCUUUAUUUGCCUUGCACACCGCAGUGGUUGUGUUUCAGAUGAACUCCUCAGAAGGGAUCGCUCACUGUUUACUUGGUGACUGCUGAAAACAGAAUCCAAGCUUUGUAGGAGCAGUUGAUACCCCGGAACAUCGAAGCUUCUAGAUGACUUGUUUUGUGCUGAAUAACAAGUCUAUGGUCUUGUUUGUGCAUUAACUACAGUAACACAAGCUUAUCUAAACCAAAAAAAAAAAAAAAAACCUGUGCCAUUAUUAGAAGUUUGUUUGCAGUGUACAAUAUCUAUUGGCAAAGACUCUGUUACCCUAUUUGUUAAAACUUUUGGUUGUUUGCUUUUUUUUGUAAUUUGGUAAGAAUUUUUUCAGGAGGGAUACCACAGCUGGCUGCUCUCCAUGCAGGUUGUAGCACUGCUGUGUCAAGUUCGGCUGGCACCUGCAUUUUGCAGAGCAACCACUUGGAAAUCCACCUGACAGAAAGUGACAAACUGGAGUAGCCUCGAGAGGGAUAGCGAGUGUACGUUCCCCUUGAUGCUUACAGUGCCUAAAGCAUGAAGAAACCCGUGUAUGAGGUGAGCGUGCCUUGCUUUUUGCCAUGACUUCUGCAGUAUUAAUGGAAAAAGAAUUGCUUAUAAGGAGGAAUUCUAACACUUGAAUUUUUUCUUUCUUACCGAGGACUUUCCCCUAGAGUAGCAGACAGCUGCCAUAAAGGAGUUAGGUCCCCUUCCCACAGGCAGGUUUUGAUUUAAGUCACACUCCACUUUUCUGUCUAGGUAAGACUGCCUAACUUCAGAGUAAAAGACAGCUCAUCAACUGAGGAUAUCUUAACUGACUUUGAGAUAACCUCAGCUCAAAAUGUUUUCUUUUUUCCUGAGUACCCUAAACAUUACUUAGGGUGCCAGAGAUGUAUUCUGUAUGUGCAAGAUGCUCUACUGGCACUGACUGAUGUGUGGGUAGCCCCCAGGCAGAGGAGAAUUAACUCUUAACUCACCAUCAAAAGCCCAGCACGUGAAUGCAUCUGAACUACCAGGAGGUGGGGUUUACAUCUUCUUUGCAAUUAAGCAUGUGAGACCCUUGGGACUGGCCAAGGUCAUGCUUGCAAAAGCCAGAACACUAAAGCCCCAUGCAGCAUAACCACUGUGCAUGGUCUGUGGCAGUGCACAACCCAGCAUUGUACCUGUGGGCAACUUGUGCAGGCAUCUUACCCACAGCAACUGUGUGCACUCUGCAAAGAGCCUCUUCUCAGGAGUGGCACUAAGAAUAGGCAGCAGUGCUCAGGCUGGAGUAAAGCUCCAACCAGUCCGAGUACUGAAUGUCUGAGGAUGUCCAGAAGGAUACUUAGAUAAGAGCAAACCAGAAGGUUUAGUGCAGGCCAGUUGUACUCAGUCCAGGAUGAUCCAGCAGUGGGUUUGUUAAUGCAUACAGGCAGCAAGCGGUUCUUAGCUCAUCUGAUGUGAAGCUGUGCAAGAAAAUAAUUUUUCACAACAGUGGGCUGAAUGCUGCUCUGUUCCUGUCUGUAACUGCUCCUUUUGAACACAGACCUUCAGCACAUUGUAGGGUGAGUGUUUACUGUGCCUGCCAGUUGUCACUGUCAUUGCCUGGGGCAGGAGGGAGAAACGUGGCCUUAUAUUAAAGGCGUUUCCAUUUGAUGUAGCAACAGUAGCAUUUGAUGCUAAUAUUAGGCAGAGAGAAUUUUGCCUGGUUACAUUUUGGUAACACUUAAGUUUUUAUGCUUACAGAGAACUGUUUUCAUUAAAACAUCACUUCCCUCCCUUGCAUGAAAGGCAAUUCUCAAAUGGAGGGAAGACUUGCUGUAAUACUUUAGUUGCUAAGAUCCUGAUUUCACUUUCAGAUUGAGUGGGGAAUUAAAAAAGCACACUAUAGUUGUGGGCAGUUCAAAUAAAUUGUGAAUGAUUCCUGUCUCUCUCUAGCAUAGUUUACAGUCAUUUGACACAUUUAGAGAUUUAGAGAUGCAGUGAACAGAAACAAUGCAAAGAUGCAGCAAAUUCACAGCCUGAAUAAGCACAUCACUUUUCAAAUCAGCUAAGAGCAAUGAACUGAGACAACAGAAAGACACAGGCUGAGCUGGUUUCCCCCAGCAUCUAAGCUCACGAAUUAAAAACCAAGUCUCCUGGCCUAGUGCAUGUAAAGCUGGUCCCAAACACUAGAGCCCUGCACACUAUUGUUGGGUCAAAGCUGCAGCCAGUUUCAAACAAUGGCACUAAGCAGUACAACCUUCCCCUAUUUAUCUCUGUAGCCCAUUACCUCAAAAAUGUAAUUAGUUACUCCCGCUAGCAUUAACCACUCUGCUCCUCGUUCUCAUGUUAGAAACACAGAGUUAAUACACACUAAGUGCCAUCAGAAAGGAUGGCAGAUAGGGAUGAGUAUGUAAAGGGUUGAAGACCUAUCAUUUCUCAGUAGUUUCUCAGUAUUUAGCUAAAAUCUGCUUUUAAAAAGGAAGGCAGGAUGUUGCCAGGUAAAGGGCAUAACAAUCCUGUCUCCAAAGUGCAGGAUCACUGAAGUUGUUCUGGUUUGGUUUUUUUUGUUGUUGUUGUUUUGUUUUGGUUGGGCAGUAAAUCAUUUUAACAGUUUAAUAAAUAUUUCUGAGAAAUGA